CUGUGGAGGCGGCGGCCAUCUUGGCGGCGGAGCGAUGAGCGGGUCCAACCCGAAGGCUGCGGCCGCUGGGUCGGCGGCUGGGCCUGGGGGGCUGGUGGCCGGCAAGGAAGAGAAGAAGAAGGCGGGCGGCGGCGUGCUGAACCGACUCAAGGCGCGGCGGCAGGCGCCCCACCACGCGGCAGAGGAUGGCAUCGGGGCGGCGGUCACGGAGCAGGAGCUGCUGGCUCUGGACACCAUCCGGCCCGAGCACGUCCUGCGCCUCAGCCGGGUCACCGAGAAUUAUUUAUGUAAACCCGAAGAUAACAUCUACAGUAUUGAUUUCACUCGUUUCAAAAUUCGAGACUUGGAGACAGGGACAGUGCUCUUUGAGAUUGCCAAACCCUGUGUUUCAGACCAAGAGGAGGAGGACGACGACGAAGGUGGGGACGCGGAUAUCAGUGCAGGACGUUUUGUCCGCUAUCAGUUCACACCAGCCUUUCUCCGCCUCCGGACAGUCGGAGCAACAGUGGAGUUCACAGUGGGAGACAAACCUGUGUCAAACUUCCGGAUGAUCGAGCGGCACUAUUUCCGGGAACGCUUGCUGAAGAACUUUGACUUCGAUUUCGGCUUCUGCAUCCCCAGCAGUAGAAACACUUGUGAACAUAUCUAUGAGUUUCCCCAGCUUUCUGAGGAUGUCAUUCGUCUGAUGAUUGAAAAUCCCUAUGAGACCCGUUCUGACAGUUUCUACUUUGUUGACAACAAGCUGAUAAUGCACAACAAGGCUGACUAUGCCUAUAAUGGAGGCCAGUGACUGCUGCAGGAGUGGACGGGGAGGUGCUUUGCUGUGGCCCAAGGUCCUGGCACAUGGAGGUGGUUGAACCUGCUGUUCGUCCACACACAUCUGGAGCCUCAUCCCGGGAAGCCAAGGCUGGCGUGGUAGUUUCCUGUGCUCAAGAGAGGUGCCAAGCAGUGCUGUGUUUUCUUCCCCAGUAUUUUUUCUUCCCUUUUCCCUGCCCCGUAGGUCGCAGAGGUACUAGAGUAAAGUAAAGGAUUAGGGUCAGGUUCCUGGAGUCCAGAGAAAAAAGAAAGUCUAUUUUCCUCUUGUCCUAGCUGCCUGCUGGUUGUGCUGAUGAGCCUGGGUCUCUGCAGGCACAGCUGUGUCGGGGUGAGGAGGCUCUGGCCGGCCGGCUUGCAGCAGCUUCUCCGUAGCUUCCUGGGCACGGUGAGAAGCUGACAGCUAGGCCUCUUCUAGGCGAUUCCUCCUCUUGCUUACAGUGUUGCUGUUGGCAUAGUGUGACCUCAGUUUGUGUGUAGUUCUAAAGCAACUGGAAAGAAAGGGGGUGGUGGAAGGGUGCCAAGAGUGGGGGUGCAGGGGGCCGCUAGGGCUGCCAAACUGAAAGGUCCAUGUUGUGGCGAGGCCUGCUUCUCUGUCUGACUUCCAGGAUCUUCCACCAGCCCUCCUGGGGACACACCCAAGGUUUCAGCCUGGCAGUGCCUUCCUGUUGCCAUUUUGGAAGAAAGAUGAGCUUGCUCUGCUUGUCCUCCCUCCUAACUUUUGAGUAUCUCCUGAAAUAGACUGUCAGUUUUGUGCUUUUGGAACAGUAGGAUCUCUUGAGGCCACAGCAGGCCUUGUAUUUUGUGUUGGUUUUUUUUUUUCCCCCCCCUUAGUCUUCUUUUGGGGAGGUUUUAUAAGACUACCGUGGUGUUCCCAGCAUAUAUGGUGUGUGGUUAGACUUCUGAUAGUAUUAAACAGACGCCUGGGGCUAAUCUGGCUCAUGUUGGGGCCUGGGAUAGUUACCGACCAGCAGCUACUUAAAGGAGGGAUUUGAUUUUCUCUACACAGGAGAGCCUGCAGGAUUGGCUUAUGAUGUGGAUUUGCCUCUGAAACUCUUUGUAGAUUUCUUCUUUAGGAGGAUUUUCCUGUCUGCCUUUCUCCUGAAAUAAUUUCUGGAACCAUCCUGGCAGGUCAGACCUCAGUAAUGCAUAUUCCGAUCCUUCAUACUGCUAGUUGGAAUGUUUUUGGGUGUUUGGAAAAGAUGAAUGAAGUCGGCCGAGUUGGCUCUCAAAAGGUGUUCUCAGAAAACCUUCCCUGCACAUCCUUGUGGGCUACUUUUGUCCUCAGGCCCUUCCUGGAUAGCCUCAGCUCCUCCUGGUUGUCUGACUGGGGUGGCUGACCCUCUGAUAAGAUUGUUGCUGUGGCCAGGGUUUAGCAUUGAUAGGAAGGUAGCAGGAGGAAGGGCCUGGGCAUGAGGGAAUAGUCACUGUGAAGCAUCAUAGUAGCUGGAGAGCAGUCUCCCAAGAUGCUUGGGACAAAGACCACAUGGGGCCCAGGAUAGAAGGGCCAGCACUUUGCCACAGAAGUCUCCUGUGCAUUCGCUAACCAGUGUUGCUCCCUUUUUGGAUU
Messenger RNA from Callorhinus ursinus (northern fur seal), 2383 nucleotides. RefSeq names its product unc-119 lipid binding chaperone B (gene UNC119B). The record is from RefSeq and is a predicted model, not a curated record. Gene Ontology annotation, biological process: cilium assembly; nervous system development; lipoprotein transport. Gene Ontology annotation, molecular function: lipid binding. Lineage: Eukaryota; Metazoa; Chordata; Mammalia; Carnivora; Otariidae. Gene Ontology annotation, cellular component: cilium.